GCUAUAAAGAGCUUGAGCGCUUGAUAGAGAGUGUCUGUUUGUGACCUUCAGAGAGAAAGAUAGAGAUUUUCAUGGCAGGAUCUGCGCUCAAUCUGAAAGCCACUUCAUUCUUUCUCUCAAAACCUGCUGACCCACGUCGUCACUCCCUCUUCUUACCUCGAAUCUCUAUUUCUACCAACAAAUCUUCCAAGCCGGUAAUGGCCACUCUCAAUGCUGCACCAACUGUCCGUUCCCUCUCCGGUACUUUCGACCGGUUGAGAUCACAGGGAAAAGUGGCAUUUAUUCCAUAUAUUACUGCUGGUGAUCCUGAUCUUUCGACAACAGCAGAAGCACUUAAAAUCCUUGAUUCUUGUGGGUCAGAUAUAAUUGAAUUGGGUGUUCCAUACUCUGACCCUUUGGCAGAUGGUCCGGUUAUACAGGCUGCUGCUACUCGUGCAUUGGCAAGAGGGACAAAUUUCAAUUCAAUAAUUUCAAUGCUGAAAGAGGUCGUGCCACAAUUAUCAUGCCCAGUUGCAUUGUUUACGUAUUACAACCCCAUACUUAAGCGUGGUAUUGGGAAAUUCAUGGAAACUGUUAAAGACGUUGGUGUACAUGGACUUGUGGUCCCUGAUGUUCCUUUGGAGGAGGCAAGUCUCUUGAGACAGGAGGCUGUUAAGAAUAAUAUUGAACUGGUCCUUUUGACAACACCUACUACACCUACUGAGAGAAUGAAAGCCAUUGUUGAAGCUUCAGAAGGAUUUGUGUAUCUGGUGAGUGCAGUUGGAGUGACGGGAGCUCGCGCAUCUGUUAGUUCACAAGUUCAAAACCUCCUUCAAGACAUUAAAAAGGCAACAAAAAAGCCGGUGGCUGUUGGGUUUGGGAUAUCGAACCCAGAGCAUGUGAAGCAGAUGGCUGAGUGGGGAGCUGAUGGUGUGAUCGUGGGGAGUGCAAUGGUGAAGAUUCUUGGUGAAGCAAAAUCCCCACAAGAUGGAUUAAAAGCAUUAGAAGAAUUCACCAAAUCACUCAAAGCUCCACUUCUUUGAUCUAUUAUUAUGCUUUUCUUUCACUCUGCAAUAUCUAUAUCUGUUUUAAGAGGGAUCUGGAGUUCUAUUUGUUAAAAAAAAGAAGAAAUAAUUCAAUUAGAGGUGAAUUGUAUAAUCAGAUAUAAAGUCUCUAUACUAUAGAGUACAAAUUGAUAUUAGUCAAUUGAUCACCCCUAGUUUGUACUUCCAAAUUUAUUAAUGUUGUAAUGAACACAUUUUUUUUUCUUCAAAUAUAAACAGUUUGAAACUAUUGAUGUA
Messenger RNA from Impatiens glandulifera, 1280 nucleotides. Its product is annotated as tryptophan synthase alpha chain-like. Gene Ontology annotation, biological process: L-tryptophan biosynthetic process. Lineage: Eukaryota; Viridiplantae; Streptophyta; Magnoliopsida; Ericales; Balsaminaceae. Gene Ontology annotation, cellular component: cytosol; chloroplast. The transcript has 8 exons. The record is from RefSeq and is a predicted model, not a curated record. Gene Ontology annotation, molecular function: tryptophan synthase activity. The coding region runs from base 72 to 1022 and encodes 316 amino acids.